UGCUUUUUAUUCGAAUUGAUAUAUUGCUUUAGUGCUAUUUUUCUUUGUAUAUAAAUCUCCUUGCUUUUGUUUAGUGUAAUUAAUUGUAGAAAAUUGUAAAUAUAUUUUUUGUGCUUUUGUUACAUAUUACUUGAUUCUAAUCAUGUCUUCAUUUCCAGUGCUGAUUGCUGGCCAUUCCCAGGCCAAGUAUUUUAAUCAAUAUUUAUCUUUAUCUGAAACUAAUGUGCUUUCUUAUUCAGGUUUUCGUAUUGACCAGAUGUUCAACGAACUGCAACCAACCAUCGACAACUACAACACCGUGGUACUUCACGUUGGCGCCAACGACCUCUCCCGUGGUUCAUCAGUAAAGACUCUACUCAGGAAAUACCAACAACUGACAUCAGACAUUUGGCACAGCAACCCAACAGCAGACAUCAUCAUAUCUGGAGUCCUACCUAGAGCCGACAACCAAUUCCCAGGGGCACUUCUGCGCACCAACUUCCUAACGGAACUCAACCAGAGAGCUCGGCUACUCAAUACCAAACUACAGUUACUAGCUACCCGAGUUCCAAGACUCCACUACGUUGGUCACCCGUCAUUCGCCCAGAAAGGUACUAUCCAGAGACACCUACUCAGUCGAGAUGGUCUUCAUCUAAGCUACCGUGGUACAUCAACUGUGGUGAAAGACAUCGAGAGCGCCAUUCGUCAUCUACGCAAAACCAAGGAUACUCAUGACAGCAUCUGGGAACUACCAACGUCAACACCAACGUCAACACCAACGCCAACACCAAAAGCACCUACACCAAUGCCUGACCCAACUGAACCAGCUGUAGACCAAUCACUGUACCGAACUGCACUACUCACUUUACCGAUACGAACACCAACACCAACACCAACACCAAAACCAGUACUAACUUCAACAGGUAUUCAGGUGAUUGAAGAGUGGCCUGCUCUUCCACGGGUAUGUUAUCUGGUAUCUUCUCUUAUUAACACUUCAUCUACCUCUAACACUGUGCAUGUUCCUACCACCACGUCCUCAUCUGUUCCAGCAUGUACCAUCUCACCAAAUCCUGUUUGUGUCGCACCUACCUCCACUUCUAGCCGCUCACCCACUUCCACUUCUUACCGCUUGUCUACCUCCACUUCUAACCGCUUGCCUACCUCCACUUCUAACCGCUUGCCUACUUCCACUUCUAACCGCUUGCCUACCUCCACUUCUAACCGCUUGUCUACCUCCACUUCUAACCGCUUGCCUACCUCCACUUCUAACCGUUUACCUACCUCCACUUCUAACCGCUUGCCUACCUCCACUUCUAACCGCUCACCCACUUCUAACCGCUUGCCUACCUCCACUUCUAACCGCUUGCCUACCUCCACUUCCAACCGCUCACCCACUUCUAACCGCUUGCCUACCUCCACUUCUAACCGUUUACCUACCUCCACUUCUAACCGCUUGCCUACCUCCACUUCUAACCGCUCACCCACUUCUAACCGCUUGCCUACCUCCACUUCUAACCGCUUGCCUAACUCCACUUCUAACCGUUUACCUACCUCCACUUCUAACCGCUUGCCUACCUCCACUUCUAAUCACUCACCGUCGUCUGUUACUAACACUCCCAUCUAUUUUAAAGGUGCCGGUCAUGUUUUGUCUAAUUUUUAUCCAUGUAUUCUUACUUUCCAGGGGUUAACCUUCAGUAGUUCUGAACAUUUGUAUCAGUAUCGCAAGGCUGUCGAGCAUUCCGAUUUCCAUUUGGCGCAUCUUAUUCGUUCAGCUUCGACAGCCAAGGACUGCAAAGUCCUUUCAAAACAUGUAAAAACUAACCAGAAUUGGUUAUUAUUCAGGCAGGACAUCAUGCUUGAAGUUUUGGCAGUUAAAUUAGAUCAGUGUGCAAAAUUCAAAAAAUAUUUACUUAGUACAAAAUUAUCUGAACUGAUACACAAUGUAGCAGACACUUUCUGGGGUAUUGGUUGGAAUGGCAGUGGUACCAACAUUCAGGGUAAGCUUUUGAUGCAGUUACGGUAUAGUAUUGCUAACACUCCUUCAGUUAACUCACUAGUUACCACCACUCCUAUUGCUAACACUCCUUCAGUUAACUCACCAGUUACCACCACCACUCCUCUUUAG
Mytilus californianus (California mussel) is the source of this 2104-nucleotide messenger RNA. RefSeq lists its product as uncharacterized. The record is from RefSeq and is a predicted model, not a curated record. The transcript has a single exon. Bases 143 to 2104 code for a protein of 653 amino acids. Lineage: Eukaryota; Metazoa; Mollusca; Bivalvia; Mytilida; Mytilidae.